CUUCUAACUUAUUGUAGUAUGUUAGCUUAAUUCAAAAUAUAUAAAUAUGGCAAUUACAAGAAAUAAAUCUUUCAAACAAUGUCAGUACAAGCAAAUUCCAGCCAAUCCAAUACGAUUAAUAUUUGAAAUAUUGUUGUGCAUUUUACUUAUAAUACCGGCUGUUAUGUGGGCAACAAUAAAAUUAUUUUAUAAAUCUCCACAAAAAAAUAUUAGCGGACAAGUUGUUUUGGUUACCGGGGCCGCUAGGGGUUUGGGCCGCGAGCUUUGCAAAAGGUUUCACACGCUGGGCGCCAAAGUUGCUUGCGUUGACAUCGACGGUGAAAGGUGCGCCGAGACGGCGUUAAUAAUCAAUCGAAAAGGCGGAACGGCGAAGAGUUACAAAGUCGACGUGACCGACCGGCAACAAAUAAAGACCAUGCACGAGGCCGUUAUAAAAGAACUAGGUCCUGUGGACAUAGUGGUGAACAACGCGGGCAUUGUAUUGGCCCAUAUGUACGUCAAUCCCGAAUCAGAUCAGCUUAUCGAAAACUUGAUCAACGUCAAUCUCCUUGGACAAAUUUGGAUCAAUAGAGAAUUAUUGCCCUCGAUGUUGGAACGAAAUCACGGACAAAUUGUCGCUAUAUCAUCUAUGUCAUCGAUGAGUGGAUUGUCUGGAAUAUCUACGUACACAGCCACCAAAUGGGCGACAAAUGGCAUGAUGGAGAGUUUGCAUAAUGAACUGAGAGAACUGAAAUCAGCCGUCGUAUCAACAACGGUGUGCCCGUAUUUUAUAGAAACUAAUCCGGAAAUAUCUAAACAUUUAAAGCUCAGAUUACCAGAAAUGCCCACAUCUUUUGUUGGUGAAAUCGUCAUGAAUGGUAUACUAGAAAAUCGAAGAAUUUUUUCAGUUCCCAAUCACUUUAUGUUUCCGGUUAAACUUGUAAGAAUGUUACCCGAUAACCUACAGCGGUUAAUCAACAGGAUAUUUUAUGUGAAUAUCAUUGGAUUUCCAAAAGAUAUAGAAUUGAUGAACAGAUAUCGGCAAUAGAAAUGUUGAAGAAAACUGAUAGAUGAUAAUUAAUAUAUUUGUGUUUAUUUGUGGUGAAAAAAACAACUUCUAGACUCUAUAGUUGCACACAUAUAAAUAAGUCAUAUAGAGUAUAAUAUUAAUUAUUUACCAUCAUGAUAAACAAUAAUAAAAAUAUAGGUAGGUAUAGGUACCUAUCUGAAUAAUAUAAAGGUAUAAAUAUAUUAAUAUAAUAUAAUAUAAUAUAAUAUUGAACACUAGACAACAAUAAAUAAAUAACCAAAAAACCAAAAAACCAAAAACGAUUAAUAACGAUUACCUACUUAAACCCCCUUCCAAAAUAUUAAUUUUUUUUUUAAUUUGUUAUGCAUGUAUUAAAUUUUAUCAUAAAUGAUAAAAUUAAAAAUACAAAUUAUAUAUAAAUAUAUGUAUAUUUUUAUCAAAUUACUUCAAUGAGAUUUGUGUAAUGAACAGUAAUUAAGACUGUUAAGAGUAGUUAUGUUUUGUCAUAUAUAACUCAUAAGUCUUGGAAAAUACUCAGUAUAAUAAUACAAUAAUAUAUUAUGUAAAUUUUUUUUUUUUAAUAUAUAUAAAGUUUUAUCGACUAAUGCUGUAGUUUUAACUUAUUGAUAAAUGAUAAGCAAUUCAUUUGGGAAAUUAAAUAUACGAGUACUAUAAUAUAUUUUUAAAACUUAAAUGUUUAUUUAACAAACUUUUGAAAAUUGGAAUAAUUUGAUGAAUUUAUGAACAAUAUAUGAAUGUAAUACCUAUGUAGAAAAAAAACACAUUUUUCCCAGAAUAGAGAUAUCAUUGAAGGAACAGGGCAUGCCCUGCAGUAUUUAGGGAGGUAAUGGAUCCAGAUAUCCUCGUUUGAUACUCAUAUUUUGUUCGUACAUAAUACGUAGGUACGGUUAGAUACGUACACAUUAUUUGAAAAAAUAUUAUAUUAAUUUGUUAAGUUUAAUUUGUUAUUUAUUAAUGCUAAAUGGAUUGACCUUAUUCUUUUAUCAUAUCACCUAGACCAAGAAGAAGAAACAUUAUGAACACAGAUGAAAUUAUUGAAGAAUUUUGCUUAAAAAAAAAAAUUUUUAUUUAAAAAUAUAGACAAUUUUAGUACUAUAAUUUAUUAAUUUAUUAUUGUUAUUAUUAAGUAAAGCAUCGAUCAUCAACAAUUUAAUUUUCUCUAUUUCUCUGC
Rhopalosiphum padi (bird cherry-oat aphid) is the source of this 2201-nucleotide messenger RNA. RefSeq names its product 17-beta-hydroxysteroid dehydrogenase 13-like. NCBI's taxonomy places the organism in Eukaryota, Metazoa, Arthropoda, Insecta, Hemiptera, Aphididae. Gene Ontology annotation, cellular component: lipid droplet. Gene Ontology annotation, molecular function: oxidoreductase activity, acting on the CH-OH group of donors, NAD or NADP as acceptor. The transcript is spliced from 6 exons. The record is from RefSeq and is a predicted model, not a curated record. The coding region runs from base 47 to 1027 and encodes 326 amino acids.